Molecule: messenger RNA, 858 nt
Organism: Sphaeroforma arctica JP610
Lineage: Eukaryota; Ichthyosporea; Ichthyophonida
Exons: 2
Coding region: 1-858 (285 amino acids)
Source: RefSeq, a predicted model, not a curated record
AUGAGUGCGUCGCACGUCCGGGAACAGCUCUACAAUGGAGGCCUUGCUCCGGGUACACAGAAAACCUAUCGCUCAGCCCUGACAGUCUGGAAUAUGUUUGCAGCACAGCACAACCUCACUACGUUCGUACCUACUACGACUCAACUGACCUGCUUCCUCGAGUAUUGUUUCUUUGAAGGUAUUUUGCCGGACCAAGUGAAGAAGAUAUGGGCUGCUGCCACUAGUCUAUUUCGUUCCUCAGGCUAUAUCAGCCUCUGGAAUCAAUACCACUCUGCCACCCUGCCGGAUCUUCCUAAGAUUAUUGUACCUUGGGCGGUUUCCCUUUUGGUCGCACACGGCAUUGAGGAGCAAUGGCGUGCCCUUAUAGCCACCCUUUGGCUUAUGGGCGCUAGACGCCACACCAAUAAGACAUUUGAACCCGAGUCCUUGGUUUUUGAGGCGUCGACUCACACUCUCAUCGUCGACCUCCACACGAAGAAACGAGGCGACAGAUCCCAGGUAUCAAAGAUCAUCACCCGAAUCCUUGACCCCCUGACUUUCGAAUUUAUGUCCCUCCCUCUUCUCGAUGCAGUAGAUCCCCGCAGUACCUUCACUCUAAGCCCUGCUACUGUCCUCAAUGCGCUCAAUGACGACGACAGCAUCUUGAUGGUCCACGACUACUUCAUUCGUGCGGGUUUAUCCCGUGAAACCGCACGACGCUACGAACACUGGCACGUCUUCCGUAGAGGGCUAGCACAGAGUGCAUUUAGCCUCCGUGUUCCAGACGAUCUCAUCGCCGGCCUCCUCAGCAUCGACAUUGCCUCCCUCAAGAGCUAUCAAUCUGUGGUAACACCGACGCGAUUGCAGAUUAUCGCCUGA